Molecule: messenger RNA, 7108 nt
Organism: Felis catus (domestic cat)
Lineage: Eukaryota; Metazoa; Chordata; Mammalia; Carnivora; Felidae
Gene: CD4H9orf85
Product: chromosome D4 C9orf85 homolog
Exons: 3
Coding region: 249-503 (84 amino acids)
Source: RefSeq, a predicted model, not a curated record
GAGAGGUUGCGUGGAGGGGGAUGGGUCGAGACUGGUUAGCAUGGAAGAACCUUGAGGGUUCUGAGGCACCAGAGGAUGUCCUUUGACCGCCUUGAUGAGUCACGUGGACUGACGGGGGCGGGGCGGAAAGGCUGGAUAAGUUCCUUCCGGGUCAGUGACAGAAGCGUGGACUCCGCUGAGUAGUUGCUGGCGUCUUGGUCCGCUCCGCGUCUUCCUCGUAUCAACGCGAGGUGAUUGUGGUUUCCACGAUGAGCUCCCAGAAAGGGAACGUGGCUCGUUCCAGGCCUCAGAGGCACCAGAAUACGUUUAGCUUCAAAAAUGACAAGUUUGAUAAGAGUAUUCAGACCAAGAAAAUUAAUGCAAAGCUUCAUGAUGGAGUUUGUCAGCGCUGUAAAGAAGUUCUUGAAUGGCGUGUAAAAUACAGCAAAUAUAAACCAUUGUCAAAGCCUAAAAAAUGCAAGCCAGCGAAGAAGGUAUCGUCAUUAUCCAAAUGUUGCAGAUGACGAAACUGAGGCAUGGAGAGGUUAAUAAUUUGCCCAAGAUCACUCAACAAGUAAGUGGCAAGAACUCAAGAGCCCACACUUUUUAACCAUGACACGCUGCUAUUUAUUGAGUGGACAACAUGUAUGGAAACUCUACACAAAUUAUUUAUGACAUGACCCUGAAAGAUGGCCAUUAUUAACCUCCUCCUUUGAUAGAUAAGAGAAGUGCGGAGACUCUGAGUAAUUUCCCCAAUGUUGUUCAGUGAGCUGGGACUCAAAUCCAGAUGUGCCUGAUGCCUAAAUCCAUGCUUUUUGCUUUACAUUCUACUACGUCUUAGUAUCCCCAAGGAGGAGCCCUCUCAGACUGGACUGAGUAGCUGCUCUUUCCAAUCGGAAGAAGUGCGGUGCUCAGAACUGAGCGUUUCAGGUGUUCUUGUUAUUAAUCCACUGAGAUGCUUGGAUUGAAAGAAAGUAGCUCUGGAGUCUUGCUGAGAGGGGAGUUGGGUCGUAAGGCCUAAGGGGCAGGACCCUCCCAGAAGUGAUGACUGAGAAUGGGAUUUUAAAGCCCAAAGCCACAACUUCUCCUACAAGGCAGAGGUAGAUAAAGUAACAACCACCAGGGAACUAGACAGGUGCAUGAAAUGACUUCGGGGGAAGCUCAUUCUGUGUGCAUUGCACCAGACCUGCUAGUCAGUCUUCUUUUUUUCAUGUUUCCUCAAUGAUCUGACCCAUUCGAUACUCAUUAUCUUUCAUAUCUCCCAAGAGGAGACUUAUGGGGACUUUGGUUUUUGGCCAAGAGAAGUCCAGGGUCAUGCACGUACACAAGUUCUUCAGGUCUUAUUUCUCUGAAUAUUUUUCCAUAUUCCUCAUUAAUCUUAAAUAUCUCUUAUGAUUAUUUCCUAACAGUCAAAUUCUUCCAAAUGUAUUACCAAAUGUAAUUGUGCAUAUGUAUGUGUUUGUGUGUGUUUGAUGUUGAAGGGACUAUUUAUAAUGACUAUUAUGUUCUCACGUUGGAGUUUUAUAGCAUUUAAUCACCAUGAAAUUUGUACAAGGAACAACCUUUUGAAAUCUAAAGGUCAGUGCCAAGAUAAUUAACAUUUUAGACAAUAAGUUUACGGUGUAAUAGACCUACUGAAAUCUUAGUCAAAUUGGUUAUCUAUAUUUAAUCUUGUUAAGAAUUCCUUCAAAGUUUCCACUGCUUAUUUUCCUAGGGCUUUCCAGUCUUAUGAAAAGAACUGAAAUAGAGCUUUAAAACAAUCUAUUUCAAUGAAUCCAUGUAGUAAAUAGGUAGUGUUGCCAUGAGUCAGUUAUAACAAAAACCAAAACUGUAUGAACAUUAUCAGCCUGUGAUUAUAAGGGUCUUUUCUGUUAAAGAAAGGAUUUAUGUCCACAGGGCUCAGAAUUCAUGAGGUUAUACUAUUCUAUAGAUUAUUACUUUAAUUAACAUCCAAGGGUAACCCUGCCAAGUGCAGCCUGGAAGUGAGGGGAGUUAAUGGCUUCAGGAACAGCCCUCAACCAAUGGGAAUAAAUGUUCCAGGCCUCCAUCCUUCAGAUGGACAACUCUACUUUUCAGGAGGUACCAGGGGUCAAGUUAGGAGUGACCUUGACAGCACACUCUUAAUAUUGGCUUUUCUUCCUUCCCUGAUUCACUUUCCCCCACUCCUGUUUCCCAGAAUCAUCUCACAAAUAAACAACCUGCCCUCAGUCCAAGUGCUAGUGUCAAGUUCUGCUUUAGGGAAAAUCUGAAUGAAGACAUUUGGUACCAGAUCUGGCUCUAGAAAGCAGACCAUUGUAAUGGGCCUCUUGAAAUGUCUUACCUACUGAUGUCAUGGCUAGUGGUAAGUGGGGUGGUGUUAAUUCUUUGCAAUGCUAUAGCGUCACAAUUGCUAAGGUUCUUGGUGUAUGCGUUGGGAUGAGGUAUAAACGAAAGGGAAAGCACUGAGUUGGUCAGAGGCCCAGAACUUGAGUGGUAUGGGGCAGUGGUGAUUCUAAAGAUGGUGGAGUUGGCUGGAUGUCUGCCUUGGAAUCCCUGAAGGAAAAGAAGAGAUGCAAGUCAGCCAACUAUUAACUCAAGGGAAGCUGUAAAUGCCAGAAGGCUUGCUUGGCAGCAUAUGUGGAGAUCCUUGUUUCUUGUAGCUAUAGGGCGGCCUGUGCUAACAAGCAGGCUCUCAAUUUAAUAAUAAGGUGGCAGGUCUGCAAAGAAUACUAGAAUGCACAGCUUCCACCAGUCUCCCAUGCUAAAGUCAGGGUUCCAGGGUAAAUAAAUUUGCAAAGAUGUGUCUGAGAACCUUGGAGCCCUCCCCGUAUUCCUCUGAACCCACCUAGCUGGCAGAAGCAGUGGUCCUCCUUGCUAGAGGAGAGAGAACAGCCUCCCUUCCCUGGAGACCAUGCAAAGCCUUAUCUAAGAUGGCUGUGUUGCAAGAUGAUGUUUAUUCUCAAGAUCUGACACUCUCUGACACUCUCAUCCGCACCUUCCAGCUCAUUGCCUCCAGACCAAUAACUAGGGUCAAGUCUCAGCAUAACCCAAGAGGGGAGGUUUAAUACCUGCUGUGAUAGAAAUAGAUGUUCACCAAAAUAAUCUCAGGGCAUGGCUAGUCUGUACUGUGUAGAACCAAGGAAGCAUGUGCAGGAGUGGAUUUUGACUGUGUUGAGGUGGAUGAGGAGGUGGAGGAACAGAAUAUAGAGCUCGUUAGGGACAGUGAAAUGAUUCUGGAACACUCUCCCAUGACUCAGGAUGAAAUGUCCUGGCAAAGAAACACGCAGCUGGUUCCAAUAUCCUUCUGGGUGGCUGCGUGAAGCUUAAACAUGAUGUAGAAGCAUAUGGAGGACGGGGUCCCUAUGCUCAGAAUGGUGGGCAUGCUAGAAUAGAUUUAUUAGAGAAGAUUGGGGAAGCUGCCUGCUGACUAGAUUCUCAAAGAGGGCUCAGAAGGUACCCCUUUUAUAAAGGAGAUGAGGAAUGCACUAGCAAGAGGCACCAGAAUCACUGAAAAGUGUCAGUGGUGGCUGCCUUUGUAAGGCUGGGACUGACGGUAGUAGGUGCCGUUGCAGAAAUGAUCCUCCUGGUGUCGAUGGGAGCAGUAAGAUUUCAGACUAACAGAGACCAGUGGCAGCAUGUAAGCAUCAGGCGCAAGGGAGACAUAGCUAUUAUAAUGACCAGCAAGAGGAGUGUCAGGCAGAGCGCCUUGACCUGCAAGGAUCUGCAGUGAUGGUUAAUAGACUAUGGUGUUCUCGAGGCUGAGACAAACGGGUCACCAACUGGGGAAUGCUUGAUUACUAUAACCAGAAAGAAAAUAAGACUUGAUGAGCCAAAGAGUGAUGUCAGUUUCCACUAUAAAUGAUUUCUCUUCCGGUUUUCAUAUUUCAGUAGUUCUGACACACAAAGCCUUCUGAAAGGGGGGGUGGGUCCCUGAAGGUAGGCUUCUGCAACCCUCCAGCAAGUAAAUACAGUGCAUAUUCCUGUAGUUCUUCCCCAAGUAGAAGUCCACACGGGGGAAGUUUCAUAUGAGCCCUGUCCAUAUAGGCGUAGGGUCUGAGCUCAAAAUGUUAAAGGCUCCCCAUUAUAUUCCUAUUCAAUUCAGUUGCAUAACCUUUGCAAAAACCAGAUGGAUGGUUGCAAUAAAGGUCGGCUAUAUAAACUUAAACAAAGGUAGCCCCAAUGAUAGCUGCUGUAAUAUAUGUGGCAUCUAUUUGUUACAGAUCUGCUACUCCAUAUAUGGCUAUUGGAGUAUGCCAUAAGUGGCUGCUCCCCAUAUGGGGAAUGCAGUUUCUUUUUUCCCCCCAAUUCUGUCAGUAACAGAUGUCCAAGGUGUUCACAACAUGGAGCAGACAGUGAUGUACUCACUGGCUUGGACUAAGGUUAUAUUAACUCUCCUGAUAGCUGACACAAAAUAAUUUCCAUGGACCUUGACCCUCUUGAUAUUUUGCAGCAUAAUAUGUUGAUCCAUUAUAGCAUUGAUAUAUUAAUUUGACCUGGUGAGCAGAAAGUAGCAUAGACUGUGUAUGCUUUAGUUAGAGUUAUGUUCUCCAAAGGAUGAAAGAUAAAAUGAAAAAAUAUUCAGAGGAUUGCCAUAUUGGGACAGUUAUUAGAGGUCCAGUUGCCUGGGGUUUGCUGGGAUAUCUUCUUUCAGUAGAAAAUCAAAUUCUAGCACAUUGUGCCCUCAGCCACUAAGAGGGAGGCUUACUGCUUAUUGGGUCUCUUUGGAUUUGGGACAUAACCAGUUUUGAGUGGAGAGCACAACAAGGGAGGACUUUACCGUAGGCUAAGGUUAUACAGCAAUCUGCCCCAAACUUGUGCUAAAUGAUCCAGCAGAUCCAGUCAUGCUGGGAUGUAUCUGUGCUAGAUGUAUCUAUGUGUAUAUCUACUGUUUAGCCUCUGACCUCCUCUACUAGGAGAAUUGCAGUGCAGAUUUACAGGGUUCUGGACAUAAUCAUGCCUUCUGUAGCAGUGAACCACUCACCAUAGGAAAAGAGGUUCUGUAGAGACUGAGUAACUGAUCAUAGUGAUGAGAAUAGUGUUGCUCACCAUGGGCUGGACAUCAUCAUGACCACUGAGUCACAGGAGCUGCCACAAUCCAUCGUAUGAUGAAAUGGUUCAUAAAGGUCACGUCCAAGCAGGUCUAGAGAGUGUCACCUUUGUGACACUAGUGCCUUUUCCUCAAUUCAUGCACAUGAUCUCACAGUAGCCUCUAGAUGAUCCAGUGGUAGGAGAGGAAAAUUCUUGUGUCUGGUUCAUCAGUGUAUUGGAGGAAGAAGAAGAUGGACAGUUGUCACACUAUAGUCAUUCAAUAUUGACUUUCAAGGACAGGCUGAAGGGAAUUCUCCCAGUGGACAGAGAUACAACUGGUACACUUGGUUGUUUGCUUUGUAGGGGAGGAGAAGUGGGCAGGGAUAUGGAUACACAUAGGUUUCCAGGCAGGGACAGAUGGCUUGGUUAGUUAGUCAGGGACAUGAAACUAGCAAGAUUGGAAGGUUGGAGACAUGAAGAUGGACCUAUAGGAGUGGGCACAAGGGCAUCUGCUCCAGGGGGAUGCUCAAUAACCAGGUGGACAGGAUGACCUACUCAGUGAAUAGCAGCAAUAUCUCUCCUUGGCCACCCAUUGCUUGAGCAAGGAGUUGGCCACACUGGUAGGAAUGGAGGCUCUGCCUUUUCCCAAAAGAAUGGGCUGCCUCUCACAAGGCAACCUGUUGGCUACUGGCUACUGCCAAUGCUGAAUUUCCAGCAUGUUAGCGUCAGAGAAGGAAAUCGCACCCUCAGUAGGGUAUGCUGUCUGAAGGACAUCAGCCAGCUGCUUGGUGGCAGGUUGAUUACAUUAGGCCUCUUCCACUUUGGAGGUGACACUUCAGACCGUAUUCUGCCAGUCUAUAGCUGGGACUUGAUUCUAUUUAAGGAGAAAUAUAAUUCUUUUGAGAGUAGAAUCAUAAAAGGGAUCCAUAAAAUUCUUUGAGGUAUUUCUGGUUUCAGCGUAAUCACUAACAAACCAUUUGGCCUCAUUCCCUCCAGUUCUUCCUUUAGUGGACACGAGGUGGGACAGUGACCCAUUACCAUUUUUCAUGAGAGAGCCUUUAUUUAAAAAAAAAAAAAAAAGGUUGCAAAUGGCUUCUCCAUGAGUAAAAAGUCCUAGUCCCAACUUCUCAGGUUUUCCUGCGUAUCUAACCCCCCUCUAAAUUUCUAGCAUCGCUUUCUUACCAGAAGCACAUGAGUGUUUGCCUAGUCUUAACAAAAAAGAUUCUGACAUUUUGAACCAUCUUUAUAGUAACAUUAAUUAAAGCAGUGACGGGGCACUUUCUCCCUGCUAGUCGCUAGACUAGGUGUUUUUAAUAAGGUAUUUCAUUUACUUUCCAGAAUAACUGUACCGGGUAAAUGUUAUAAUCACAUUGUCGACGAGGACACCAAGGAUCAGAGAAGUUAGAUAACUUGCCCACAGCUGGCCAGUUGGGCAGCUAGGAUGGAAUCCACCUGUGGUCUUCAGCAAUGUGUAGAAGAUUCUCACUUGUUUUUUGAACUUCAGAGUUACAUAACCCACUGGACCAAUUGAUUCGUUAUGCUCCAAGCAUUACCUUUCCUCUUCUCUUUUUCAUCCCCAAGUAUUUAUUGGACGUCACAUCACCUGCACAGGCACUGUUCCAGGUUUUGGCGCAUUUACUAGCCACAAAGAUCACAUGUGUUUUGGUAACGCAAGGCUCUUGCCUCUGCAUUCGUUGGUGCAGGACACUGGAAACUAGAGAUUACAGCUAGGGCAUUUUGGCUUGAUGGAUGAGGAGAAAGGAGUGCAGGAGGCUGGUUGGCUGGACUAGCAGGGCGCGGUUAUACCACUGUUGGCCACCAGAUGGCAGAGGCGUCCAGGGCAGCACAGCCUCAGGGAGGCUCUGGUGCGCUGAGGCCUGGCUGGGCUACAGGCUUGAGAGCCAAGGGCCGAAGGGUUUGUUAACACUGUUUUCACCAGGGACGUUCAGUUGCUUAGACAAAUAUAAUUCAGAAAGAUAGAGAAUAGGAUUCUCUGGUGACUUUCUUUUCUUUUCUUUUUUUAAGCUUUAUUUAUUUUGAGAGAGAGUAUGCAUGCACAAGCGGGGCAGGGGCAGAGAGAGAGAGAGAGAGAGAGAGAGAGAGAGAGAGAAUCCCAAGCAGG